AUAUGUGUCAAUUAUCCUGUGCUUUCUGCGUCUAUCACACUGGCAUAUCGCAGAAAAAAUACAGAUGCGAUUUCUUCCGGUUUCCAAGCUCGUCAACUUCUCCAAUGGCGAAUCUGCCAUCUUCGUCUUCUCCGCAAUCACUUUCCUCAGCCUCCAAUUCCGACAACUCCCCCGCCACCACUACUAAACCCACUUCUCACUCUUCUCUCUCUCCUAAACUCCAGGUUGACGCUGGGGAAAACAAUUUCGACGAGAAAACGCCUGAAGUAGCUACCAAUUUUCAAUACCUUUAUCUUGCAAACCACAUCGAGAAGUUCAAGAUAUAUGAAGCUGACUAUGCUCGUCGGUUGAUGGCAAAAUACUUCUCUAAGAAGAAUCUCUAUGGAGGCAACGUAUUUGAUGAGAAUGUUACAAUAGACAAUGAACUUAUAAAGUCAAGCAGAUGGCCUUGUACGCGAUCGUAUGCAGACUCAGUGAAGGCUUUUGAAGACCAGAACAGCAGUGAAUCAGUCACUGUUAAUGAGACCCCGUCUAACAUCUCAAAUGGAAAGCACCUUCCGAAGAAGAAUGGUUAAGUAAAGUUCUCAAAUUUUCUCCCCCAUUCUUGUAAAUGUUGUACAAUAAAUGCUAUGAUUGAGAUAAGCCAGACUUAGGAAACGGACACGAGCUUACAAUGGCCUCUAAACACUUACAAUGAACUUCAGCUGUCUACAGCUAUUGAUGACUUUGAACUUACGUCUAUUAUAUACUACACAGCUUAAUGAUGAGAGAGAUGUGAGGAAAAAAAAAUUGAAAUCAAACAUUUCUAAGGAAAUCUACACGAACCUAUAGCCGAAGUUGGACAUGAUAACUAGAUUACGUCUCAGUAAAGCACAUAUGUGGAUUCAUCAUUCAUGUAUGAACCGGCUGGGAGGAUUGUGAUAUAUGCUCUUACUUUGGAUACGAAACAAACUAGCAAGCAAUCAUUAGGUUUGUCCUUUUCAAUGUGUAUAAUGUUUCGUUUUAUUUAUUUGAUAAUUUGAACCGCUAGAAUUUUAUCGAUAUUUGUUAAACGGCCAUACUUUUCAUAAUCUGAU
This is a messenger RNA of Morus notabilis, 1076 nucleotides long. RefSeq lists its product as uncharacterized. Bases 3 to 575 code for a protein of 190 amino acids. The record is from RefSeq and is a predicted model, not a curated record. The transcript is spliced from 5 exons. Lineage: Eukaryota; Viridiplantae; Streptophyta; Magnoliopsida; Rosales; Moraceae.